Molecule: messenger RNA, 315 nt
Organism: Cylicostephanus goldi
Lineage: Eukaryota; Metazoa; Nematoda; Chromadorea; Rhabditida; Strongylidae
Source: the annotation of a GenBank genome assembly
AUGGAUUUGAUCGAAGAGAUUGUAAGCCGAGAGGAGUGCAUCGAAAGAGAAUUGAGGAUUGCCCCAAUAAACAAUACCGAAAUCAUGAGUCCACUGAAGACUGUGCUAAAAGACAUUGAAAUUCGAAUUGAUCACAUAGAAAGGAAAAUAAAGGAAAAUGCUCUGCGAGAGAAAAGAUGCCAAACUCUGCCAAUGAAUAUUACGGACGAGUUUAUUCGAAUAGACCGCAUCGAAAUGAAAAUGAGAGAUACGCUAGCAGAAACGAACGGCCCAACUCGAAGUGCAUUACCGGCGAGAAUGAAGCAGAACAGCUAG